CGAUCGCCAGGAGCAGGGUUGGGCAUCCCUGCUGUAGUUCAAACAGUUGAGCAUUGACUUGAACCACAGUACACAGUAUGUGCAGGGACUGGCCUUGUGCACCCUGGGCUGCAUGGGCUCAUCCGAAAUGUGCCGUGACUUAGCUGGAGAAGUGGAGAAACUCCUCAAAACGUCAAACUCCUAUCUGAGGAAAAAGGCAGCUCUGUGUGCAGUUCACGUCAUCCGCAAAGUCCCGGAGCUGAUGGAGAUGUUCCUGCCAGCAACAAAAAACCUGCUCAGCGAGAAAAAUCAUGGAGUUCUCCACACGUCUGUUGUUCUGCUCACUGAAAUGUGUGAGCGAAGUCCUGACAUGCUCUCUCACUUCAGGAAGAAUGAGAAGCUGGUUCCACAACUUGUACGAAUCCUGAAGAACCUGAUCAUGUCAGGCUACUCCCCUGAGCACGAUGUGUCUGGCAUCAGUGACCCUUUCCUGCAGGUACGGAUAUUGAGGCUACUGAGAAUUCUGGGAAAGGGUGAUGAUGAUUCUAGUGAAGCUAUGAAUGACAUUCUUGCACAGGUUGCAACAAAUACAGAAACAAGUAAAAAUGUAGGCAAUGCUAUCCUCUACGAAACUGUUCUUACGAUUAUGGACAUCAAAUCUGAGAGUGGACUAAGGGUUUUAGCAAUUAACAUUUUGGGACGUUUUCUUCUCAACAAUGACAAAAACAUCAGAUAUGUGGCAUUGACCUCUCUACUGAAGACUGUGCAGACAGACCACAAUGCUGUGCAGAGACAUCGAAGCACUAUCGUGGACUGCUUGAAAGACCUUGAUGUGUCCAUUAAAAGGCGUGCAAUGGAGCUGAGCUUUGCCCUGGUUAACGGCAACAACAUCCGGGGCAUGAUGAAAGAGCUUCUGUAUUUCCUGGACUCCUGUGACCCUGAUUUCAAAGCGGACUGCGCGUCAGGGAUCUUCCUGGCUGCAGAGAAGUAUGCACCCUCCAAAAGAUGGCACAUAGACACCAUUAUGAGGGUUUUGACAACGGCAGGGAGUUAUGUCCGGGAUGACUCUGUGCCCAACCUCAUUCAGCUCAUUACAAAUAGUGUAGAGAUGCAUGCCUACACUGUACAGAGACUCUACAAAGCCCUCCUGGAUGACAUCUCUCAGCAACCUCUAGUACAAGUGGCAUCCUGGUGCAUAGGAGAGUAUGGAGACCUGUUGGUCUCAGGCCAGUGUGAGGAGGAGGAACCCAUUCAGGUUAGUGAAGAUGAGGUCCUGGAUGUUUUAGAAGGUCUUCUCGUUUCUAACUUGUCCACCCCUGUAACGAGAGGUUAUUCCCUGACUGCUAUCAUGAAGCUGUCCACCCGUUUCAGCAGCAUGAAUCGAAUUAAAAAAGUGGUGUCGAUAUACGGCAGCAGCAUAGAUGUGGAGCUGCAGCAGAGAGCUGUGGAAUAUAAUGCACUUUUCAAAAAAUAUGAUCACAUGAGACCUGCAUUACUAGAGCGCAUGCCUAUUAUGGAGAAAACAGCCACUAACGGCCCAGCAGAGAUUGUCCAGACCAAUGGAGAAACAGAUUCAACCAUACUGGACACAAAACAUCUGCCCAGCAUCACUCAACCAGCCAGUCAGGCAAAUGAUUUAUUAGACCUACUCGGAGGUAAUGAUGUGGUACCUGUUAUCCAAAUAACUGUUCCCACAAAGCCUGCGUCAGCUGGAGGAGAACUGCUGGAUCUGCUGGGAGACCUUUCUCUGACAGGUGGUCCGACUCCCACCCCUGCUCCCUCUGUGACCUUGUCCCAGCACCCUUUCCUUUUGGACGGUCUCGCCUCGCAGCCCCUCUUCAAUGACAUUGCACCGGGCAUUCCGCCAAUGACGGCGUACAACAAAAAUGGUCUAAAAAUUGAGUUCACAUUUGAGAGGGCCAACCCCAAUCCCAAUAUUGCAGUUAUUACCAUCCAUGCCACCAACUCCACCGAGGCUGACAUGACAGAAUUUGUGUUCCAGGCUGCAGUACCAAAGACAUUCCAGCUGCAGCUCCUGUCCCCCAGCAGUAAUGUAGUCCCAGCACUCAACCAGGGAAGUGUCACGCAGGUCAUCAGGGUUCUCAACCCACAGAAGCAACAGUUGCGAAUGCGGGUCAAGCUGACAUACACUCACAAAGGCUCUCCUGUACAAGACCUGGCCGAGGUCAACAAUUUCCCCCCUCAGUCCUGGCAGUGAUUUGCUACCCUUCUCAAUCUUAAAGACCCCCAGCAAGGGAACUAUGGGAAAGAUGUCCCCUCCCCAUUCCCAAAUGAUCCCCCGUGACAUCACCACAGAUCGCUGCCCUG
Molecule: messenger RNA, 2307 nt
Organism: Sinocyclocheilus rhinocerous
Lineage: Eukaryota; Metazoa; Chordata; Actinopteri; Cypriniformes; Cyprinidae
Product: AP-1 complex subunit gamma-1
Exons: 23
Coding region: 113-2197 (694 amino acids)
Biological process (GO): intracellular protein transport; vesicle-mediated transport
Cellular component (GO): AP-1 adaptor complex; membrane coat; Golgi apparatus
Source: RefSeq, a predicted model, not a curated record